AUGGAAAACGGCCGGGUGGUGAAGCUCGAGUUGGAAGAAUUUGACUUGACCGGAGCGGUGCCAGCUGAGGUUGGGCGCCUGAGCGCGCUGAAGGUGUUGGACCUCCGCAACUAUCAUUUGACAAGCGUGCCGGCGGAGAUCGGGCAGCUCACGUCGCUGGGGGUGUUGCACCUCGACAACAAUCAGCUGACGAGUGUGCCGGCGGAGAUCGGGCAGCUCACGUCGCUGACGCACUUGUACCUCGGAUGCAAUCAGCUGACGAGCGUGCCGGCGUGGAUCGGGCAGCUCACGUCGCUGACGCAUUUGGAGCUUUGGUCCAAUCGGCUGACGAGCGUUCCGGCAGAGAUCGGGCAGCUCGCGUCGCUGGAGAAGUUGCACCUCGAAGGAAAUCAGCUGACGAGUGUGCCGGCGGAGAUCGGGCAGCUCGUGGCGCUGACGGAGUUGACCCUCUACGGCAAUCAGCUGACGAGUGUGCCCGCGGAGAUCGGGCAGCUCACGUCGCUGACGGACUUGUACCUCGGAUGCAAUCAGCUGACGAGCGUGCCGGCGUGGAUCGGGCAGCUCACGUCGCUGAAGGAGUUGACCCUCUACGGCAAUCAGCUGACGAGCGUGCCGGCGGAGAUCGGGCAGCUCGCGGCGCUGCAGUGGUUGUCCCUCAAAGACAACAAGCUGACGAGCGUGCCGGCGGAGAUCGGGCAGCUCAGGGCGCUCAAGCUGUUAAGGCUUAACGGCAAUCAGCUGACGAGUGUGCCGGCGGAGAUCGGACAGCUCGCGUCACUGGAGAAUUUGCUCCUCGGCCACAAUCAGCUGACGAGCGUGCCGGCGGAGAUCGGGCAGCUCACAUCGCUGAGGAAGUUGUACCUCGACCACAAUAAGCUGACGAGCGUGCCGGUGGAGAUCGGGCAGCUCACGUCGCUGGUGAGAUUAGAGCUCGAAGGAAAUCAGCUGACGAGCGUGCCGGCGGAGAUCUGGCAGCUCACGUCACUGAAGUGGUUGAACCUCGGCUACAAUCAGCUGACGAGCGUGCCGGCGGAGAUCGGGCAGCUCGCGGCGCUGAAGGAGUUGUGCCUCUACGGCAACCAGCUGACCAGUGUGCCAGCUGAGGUUGGGCGCCUGAGCGCGUUGAGGAAGUUGAGCCUCAGCCGCAAUCGGCUGACGAGCCUGCCGGCGGAGAUCGGGCAGCUCACGUCGCUGAGGGAGUUGCGCCUCAGCGACAAUCAGCUGACGAGCGUGCCGGCGGAGAUCGGGCAGCUCAGGGCGCUCAAGCUGUUGAUACUCCUCGGCAAUCAGCUGACUAGUGUGCCGGCGGAGAUCGGUCAGCUCGCGUCGCUAGUGGGGUUGCACCUCCGCGACAAUCGGCUGACCGGCGUGCCCGCGGAGAUCGGGCAGCUCACGUCGCUAGAGUGGUUGUACCUCGCCGAGAAUCAGCUGACGAGCCUGCCGGCGGAGAUCGGGCAGCUCACGUCGCUGGUGGAGUCGUUGCUCGGCGGCAAUCAGCUGACGAGCGUGCCGGCGGAGAUCGGACAGCUCACGUCGCUGACGCACUUGGACCUCGUCGACAACCAGCUGACGAGUGUGCCGGCUGAGGUCGGGCGCCUGACUGCGCUAAGGGAGUUGAACGUUAGCCGUAAUGCGCUGACGCUCUUGCCGGCGGAGAUCGGGCGGCUCACGUCACUGAAGGGGUUGUACCUCGACGAAAACGAGCUAACGAGCGUGCCGGCGGAGAUCGGGCAGCUCACGUCGCUGCAGGAGUUGUGGCUCAACGACAAUCAGCUGACGAGCUUGCCGGCGGAGAUCGGGCUGCUCAUAUGGCUGCAUAUUUUGCGCCUCGGCGGCAAUCAGCUGACGAGCAUGCCGGCUGCGAUACGCAAGCUCAAAGCGGCGGGCUGCCAUGUGGAUAUGGAUAAAGGCGUUACCGUGGACGAGUGA
Micromonas commoda is the source of this 1929-nucleotide messenger RNA. RefSeq lists its product with no specific name. The coding region runs from base 1 to 1929 and encodes 642 amino acids. Gene Ontology annotation, molecular function: protein binding. Lineage: Eukaryota; Viridiplantae; Chlorophyta; Mamiellophyceae; Mamiellales; Mamiellaceae. The record is from RefSeq and is a predicted model, not a curated record. The transcript has 3 exons.